Messenger RNA from Catharus ustulatus (Swainson's thrush), 3113 nucleotides. It is a transcript of the gene ADAMTS15, whose product is annotated as ADAM metallopeptidase with thrombospondin type 1 motif 15. NCBI's taxonomy places the organism in Eukaryota, Metazoa, Chordata, Aves, Passeriformes, Turdidae. Gene Ontology annotation, biological process: extracellular matrix organization; proteolysis. The coding region runs from base 132 to 3005 and encodes 957 amino acids. The transcript has 8 exons. Gene Ontology annotation, molecular function: zinc ion binding; metalloendopeptidase activity. The record is from RefSeq and is a predicted model, not a curated record.
UCCGCUCCUCCAGCCUCCGCGGGUCCGGGAGGAGGAGGAGGAGGGAGGAAGGAGGGGGGGGCCGGGUCCUGCUUUCUCCCCCCCGCGCCUCCCCCGAACCCCGAUGCCGCCGGCCUGAGCCCGCCGGGACGAUGCUGCCGCUGCUGCCGCUGCUGCUGCUGGGCGCCCCGGGGCUGAGCCUGCCCUCGGGGGGACCCCCGGGGCUGAGCCUGCCCUCGGGGGGACCCCCGGAGCUGAGCCUGCCCUCGGGGGGACCCCCGGAGCCCGACUCCGCGCUGGUCACCCCCCUGCGCCUGGACCCCGACAUCAACGGGCCGGCUUAUUUCAGGGGGGGCCCUGCCGAGCCGCCCCGGGGCGGGCAGGCGGUGGUGAUCCAGCUCUCGGCUUUCGGGGAGGAUUUCUACCUCCACCUCUCGCCCGACGCCCGUUUCAUCGCGCCCGCCUUCGCCGCGCACUACCUGGGGGCGGCCGCCCGCCCGCUGCCCGCUCUCCGCCACUGCUUCUAUUCGGGGGAUGUCAACGCCGACCGCGAGUCCUUCGCCGCCCUCAGCCUAUGCGGGGGGCUCCGGGGGGCUUUCGGCUACCGGGGAGCCGAGUACCUGAUCAGCCCGCUGGCGGGGGGGCCCGGGGGGCUCCAUCGCCUGCAGCGCCGCAGCCCCGGCCGCCCCGUCGGGGCCGGAGCAUCCCGGUGCGCCGUGGGCUCCGGGCUCACCCCCGGCGUGCUGCAGGCGCUCGACAAGUACCGGGGCCGUGCGGGGGGGAAAGGCGGUCGGGCCAAGCGCUUCGCCUCGGUCCCGCGGUACGUGGAGACCUUGGUGGUGGCCGACGAGUCGAUGGUGAAGUUCCACGGGGAUGACCUGCAGCACUACCUGCUCACCCUGAUGGCCACGGCCGCCCGCCUCUACAAGCACCCCAGCAUCCGUAACCCCAUCCAGAUCUCCGUGGUCAAGUUCCUGCUCAUCGGGCAGGAUGACAAGGGGCCCAAAGUCACCAGCAACGCUGCCCUCACCCUCCGCAACUUCUGCGCCUGGCAGAAGAAGUGGAACAAGGUCAGCGACAAGCACCCCGAGUACUGGGACACCGCCAUCCUCUUCACCAAGCAGGACCUGUGUGGUGCCACCACCUGUGACACGCUGGGGAUGGCAGACGUGGGCACCAUGUGUGACCCCAAGCGCAGCUGCUCCGUCAUCGAGGACGAUGGGCUGCCCUCGGCUUUCACCACCGCCCACGAGCUGGGCCAUGUGUUCAACAUGCCCCACGACAAUGUGAAGGCCUGUGAGGAGGUCUUUGGCCGGCUGAAGACCAACCACAUGAUGUCCCCCACCCUCAUCCAGAUCGACCGUGCCAACCCCUGGUCAGCCUGCAGUGCUGCCAUCAUCACUGACUUCCUGGACAGUGGCCAUGGGGACUGUUUGCUGGACCAGCCUGCCAAGCCCAUCCCUCUGCCCGAAGACCUGCCGGGGACGAGCUACAGCCUGAACCAGCAGUGCGAGCUGGCCUUCGGGGUGGGCUCCAAGCCCUGCCCCUACAUGCAGUACUGUGCCAAGCUGUGGUGCACGGGCAAGGCCCGGGGGCAGAUCGUGUGCCAGACCCGGCACUUCCCCUGGGCCGACGGCACCGCCUGCGGCGACGGGCGCUUCUGCCUCAAGGGCGCCUGCGUGGAGAGGCACAACGUCAGCAAGUACAGGGUGGACGGUGGCUGGGCCAAGUGGGCCCCGUACGGGCCGUGCUCGCGGAGCUGUGGCGGCGGGGUGCAGCUGGCCAGGCGCGAGUGCACCAACCCCGUGCCGGCCAACGGGGGCUCCUACUGCGAGGGCAUCCGCGUCAAGUACCGCUCCUGCAACCUGGAGCCCUGCGCUGCCUCAGUGCCAGGGAAGAGCUUCCGUGAGGAGCAGUGUGAGGCUUUCAAUGGCUACAGUCACAGCACGAACCGCCUCACCGCCUCCGUCUCCUGGGUUCCCAAAUACUCCGGUGUCUCGCCUCGGGAUAAGUGCAAGCUCAUCUGCCGGGCCAAUGGCACCGGCUACUUCUAUGUACUGGCACCCAAGGUUGUGGAUGGCACCCCUUGCUCCCCGGACUCCACUUCAGUCUGUGUCCAGGGCAAAUGCAUCAAGGCAGGCUGUGAUGGGAAGUUGGGCUCCAAGAAGAAGUUUGACAAAUGCAGCGUCUGCGGAGGAGACAACAAGAGCUGCAAGAAGGUCUCAGGCUUGUUCACCAAACCCAUGCACGGCUACAACUUCGUGGUGGUGAUCCCUGCAGGCGCCUCCAACAUUGACAUCCGCCAGCGGGGCUACAAGGGACUCAUCAGCGACGACAACUACCUGGCGCUGAAGAACGCGCAGGGCAAGUACCUGCUGAACGGCCACUUCAUCGUCUCGGCCGUCGAGAGGGACCUGAUGGUGAAGGGCAGCGUCCUGCGCUACAGCGGCACCGGCACCGCCGUCGAGAGCCUCCAGGCCUUCAAGCCCAUCCAGGAACCCCUGACUCUGGAGGUGCUCUCCGUGGGGAAGAUGACCCCUCCUCGCGUGCGCUACUCCUUCUACCUCCCCAAGGAGAGCAAGGAGGACAAAUCCUCCUACAAGAAGGAGGGCAAGACCCCGCCGGACCUCAACAACAGCGUGCUCAGCCUGUCCAACCGCUUGGACGGCGGGAGGCCGAGCUACAAGCGGCCCUCGUACAAGUGGGCGGUGGGCGGUUGGGAGGCGUGCUCCGUCACCUGCGGCGAUGGCUUGCAGAAGCGCUCGGUGGCUUGCCGCGACUCCUACGGCCAGCCGGCCGCCGAGUGCGACGCGGCGCAGCGCCCCGCCGACGUGCGGCUCUGCGGGGAGCCCUGCCCGGCCUGGGAAGCUGGACCCUGGUCUCCCUGCUCCAAGAGCUGUGGUCGGGGUUUCAAGAGGCGGGCGUUGAAGUGUUUGGUCCCCAGCGGGCGCCUGCUGCCGCGGGAGAGUUGCAAUUUUCGGAGGAAGCCGCAGGAGCUGGAUUUCUGCACCUUGAGGCCGUGCUGAGCAGGUCAAAGGGCGUGGUGUUCCGAUGGCUGAGUGCAGCCAGAGGUUGGGAGUGGGGGAGAUGUCCAUAGCACAUAGCAAAAGGGGGAAAAAUAAGGAAAAAAUGGG